Molecule: messenger RNA, 2666 nt
Organism: Chara braunii
Lineage: Eukaryota; Viridiplantae; Streptophyta; Charophyceae; Charales; Characeae
Source: the annotation of a GenBank genome assembly
CCCGUUUCCAAGAAUGGUUUCAGAGAUGGCGGAGUCNACCUAUUGUCCCCACAUCUUGGGAUCGACCCGUUUCCAAGAAUGGUUUCAGAGAUGGCGGAGUCCAUCUCACUUACAUCGUUCUCGAGCAGAUUCAUUGCGCAGGUUAUAUCAGACUGGUUGUACGACUUCUUGUUGAAUUUCACUUACUGCAAUGCUACUCAACGGUUUACGAGAUGCAUAUGUGGCCAAAAGGAGAUCAAGCGACCGGCAAUGCCCUUCAUUAAGCCCAGUUUCCUCUACGGAACACAUGAGUUAAAUGCUGCCUAUUCAUUCCUCGCAGAAGUUGAUGGCUGCUACUUUGGCCUGCCUCACAUGCAAGCCCUGGUCAAGUUGGUUGGGCCACAUUCUUUACCGCUCCUGAUCCAAGCAUGCCUGCAGCACCUUACUCACCUGGUUACGUCUGUGCUUCCGUCUCACAUGAUGGAGCUGUUACCGAGGAUGCCAGAGGACCUUGCAAUGCCCCCACUCAACAGUGCCCCUCUUGGCUGCCUGAACUUCUUCGACCAGCAGGUCGAAUGGCUGAAACAAUACAAUCGAAGAGUGGACCUCUUGGAAUGUCUGAGACUGAUUGGAAGCAUCAUUGCAUGGAUGGUCUUCAUGGAUAUGGCCUUGAGAGAGCAAGACACCCUCCAAAUGAUGCAGGUGGCACCCUUUCUAGGGGUCAUAUCAGGUCGAGAUGGCCAGCUGCAGCACCUGGUAGGAGAUGAUGAUGAUCAGACAGGUCCCCUGGUUUCACUUAUCCAAAGAGCACUGACCACAGCCAUGGAAAAGGAUGCAGUUGUUGUGCCUGCGCUGGUUCCGGACUUCAUCAAGAAUGCUCAAAUCACAGAGUCGAUGUACUGGAGCAGCGUUCAGGCAAGCAGUGUGCUGAAGUAUGCGAUAUCACACCUAAAGAUGUCGCUUGACUGUGUGAGGAGGCACUGGGCACCAGCCCCUACAAACGGACUUCUGGAAACAAGGCCGAUGCAAGAUUUUUGCUCCCUCUAUAGCGCCCUCCAGUUUAUCUUCUGUCUUGACCAGCCGGAGCCAGGGCAAGAGACACAUUGGGAGAAGUAUGGAGAUGCUCUAUCGUGGGGGGCUUGUAGCAUCAUCUACCUUCUGGGACAGCGGAGGCGUUUUGAGAUGGUGGAUUUCAGCUGCUAUCUGAUGCGAGUUGUCGAAACGGACACUGCAGUGACAAGCUUGGCCGCCCUGAGAGAGCGUGUGAAAGGAAGAUCCACAACCACUCUUCCUGCUCUGGGAAGGAGCAAGGAGCUCAAACUUUUUCUAGCAAAUGCUGUGAAGGCAUACAGAGUCAACAGCUUUGUCAUGAACAUGCUGGCGGCACAUCACCCAUUUGAGCAGAAGCCGGCACAAGCUCUGGCGCAUGAUGGAUCAGUGCUCACCGGGGUGACGCACGAGCUGAAGCCAUCAGGGUUUGAACUGCUGCCCCAUCUGACUGCAAGGAGCAUUGCCAACGGAGCUGGCCAGUAGCGAAUGCUCGGCAAGGCUGUUGCAAGGGAUGGACAUCAUCUUCUAGUGAGAAGCCACUUAGUCACUUCUGAUGUUUUUGACGUUCAAUUCCUCGUGUGGCAACACAAGGAAUGAUGUUUGACGAAGAAUGCAUGUAAUUCCUACAGAAGUCCCGGGAAGACUGGCAAUUCCCAAACAAAUGCAUGCUUACAGGGGCAACCAGGCAAUUCCCAAACAAAUGCAUGAGGUCGACUGACAGUUCAACCGCUUCGGAUUUCCAUCGAAUGUGUGCAAACUGCGCAAGAAGUAAUUCGUGAGGUGACGAGCCAGCUAACGUUAGUGCGAUUCCCUGCCGGCCGUUCGUCAUGGUCUCGAUGCUGGUGGUGUUUGACACUGUUUGUUCGAUAAUAUACCACACAUCGCAAGGGUGAACCAGUCAAUUUGAACGUGUCCCUUGCGUAAUUUGCGACUAAGGGGACUGACUACCCGUGGUUGACGAUGUGCAAGCUCGUCUUUCGAGCAAUGCAGUGCUAAAGGGACUAUCCCUUGCGUAAUUUGCGACUAAGGGGACCGACUACCAGUGGUUGACGAUGUGCAAACUUGUCCAUCGAGCGAUGCGGUGCUAAAGGGACUAUCCCUUGCGUAAUUUGCGACUAAGGGGACUGACUACCAGUGGUUGACGAUGUGCAAACUUGUCCUUCGAGCGAUGCGGAUGCGGUGCUAAAGGGACUACAAAUGGUCCCCCAUUAGCAGCAAAGGGGGGGGGUGCUGGUAAUGGGACUACAAGUGGUUACCAGAUACAUGUGUGGUGGCAUAUACCAGUGAUGUAUCGCCCAUUGAUGACCUGUGCAGGGUUCGAACCCUUGACUUCGUGCUCCAAAAGAAGCGCCUGCUGGAACAGCCGACUACAAAUGGUCGACCAACGCUAAGGGGGGGGGCCACAGGUGGUUGAGGAUGCCCAUGUGUAGUUGGGAACACGUGUAUCUCCAUAGGCGACCUCUGCAGGGUUCGAACCCAUGACUUUGUGCUUGAAAAGAAGUGUGCCUGCUAGUCGACCAAUGCUAAGGGGACUACAGGGUGUGGUUGGGGAUGUCCUCCAAGUCAGGAACAUGAUUGAUUGGUGCUGGAAAAUCCGACACCAGUGCCAAGGACUUGAAUGAAAAAAGCCUCCGUCU